This is a messenger RNA of Erpetoichthys calabaricus (reedfish), 8958 nucleotides long. RefSeq names its product leucine-rich repeat-containing G-protein coupled receptor 5-like. Gene Ontology annotation, cellular component: membrane. Gene Ontology annotation, biological process: G protein-coupled receptor signaling pathway. Gene Ontology annotation, molecular function: protein binding; protein-hormone receptor activity; G protein-coupled receptor activity. The transcript is spliced from 18 exons. The record is from RefSeq and is a predicted model, not a curated record. The coding region runs from base 168 to 2876 and encodes 902 amino acids. Lineage: Eukaryota; Metazoa; Chordata; Cladistia; Polypteriformes; Polypteridae.
AAUGUUACACACACGCGGAGUCCCAGCUGCUCUAGCGCCCACUGCUUCGUCCCGACCGGGAAUGAGCACUAAAGUCUAGAGGAAACUCAGAAACAGGAGGACAGGAGUUCUCAGCGCCACGAGUUCUGAAAUCGUCUGUUGCACAUCAACCAUCUUAAUCGCCGCAGAUGGGGCAUCCUGUCCCAGCGUUGUUUUUGACGAGCCUACUGGUCCUCUUGCGGCUAGUGGCCGCGGUGAGAGCCCAGCAGCAUCGAGACUGCCCACCGCGAUGCCAGUGCGAAGAAGAUGGUAUGCGCUUGCGGGUGGACUGCUCGGACCUGGGGCUCACAACGCUGCCCGCCAACUUGAGCGUCUUCACGUCCUACCUUGAUGUCAGCAUGAACAACAUCACCCAACUGAGCUCAAGCGCCCUGCUGAACCUCCACUUCUUGGAAGAGCUGCGUCUUGCAGGAAAUGACUUGACACACAUCCCCCCAGGAACAUUCUCUGGCCUCUUCAAUCUCAAAGUGCUAAUGCUCCAGAACAAUCAACUGAGGCAGGUCCCCAGCGAGGCCCUCCGCAAUCUGCGCAAUCUUCAGUCUCUGCGUCUGGAUGCCAACCACAUACACAGUGUGCCUCCAAACUGCUUUGAUGGCUUAGUAUCUUUGAGACACCUCUGGCUGGAUGAUAACUCUCUGACCGAAGUGCCACUUCAGGCAUUAAGCAGCUUGUCCUCCUUGCAAGCAAUGACUCUUGCCCUGAACAAAAUCACCCACAUACCAGACCGGGCAUUUGCUAAUCUUUCAAGCUUGGUGGUCUUACACCUUCACAACAACAGGAUUCACUCCCUGGGAAAGAAAUGUUUUGAUGGACUCCACAGCCUUGAAACCUUGGAUCUGAACUACAACAGUCUCGAUGAAUUUCCAGUUGGCAUCAAGGCCCUUGGCAAUCUGAAGGAACUAAGCUUCCACAGCAAUAACAUCAAGUCCAUCCCAGAGCAUGCUUUUAUUGGUAAUCCAUCGCUUGUGACCAUAUUUUUUUACGACAAUCCAAUCCAAUUUGUGGGGAAAUCAGCAUUUCAGCACCUGCCUGAACUGAGAACCUUGUCCCUUAAUGGAGCUACAGAAAUCACAGAGUUCCCAGACCUCACGGGGACCAAAAGCCUGGAAAGUUUGACCCUGACUGGUGCUCGGAUAACAACGCUGCCCAGAGAUGUGUGUGAAGAGUUACCCAACUUGCAAAUUCUGGAUCUUUCCUACAACCUAAUACAGGAAUUGCCCAGCUUUAAUGGCUGUGACAAGCUGCAGAAAAUAGACUUGCAUCAUAACCAAAUUGAAGAAAUCCAAGCCGGGGCAUUUCACUUAAUGUCACUUCGAUCGCUUGACCUGGCCUGGAAUAAGCUGAGUGCCAUUGAACCCAAUGCUUUCUCCCAUCUGCCUUCCUUAAUUAAACUUGACCUCUCAGCUAACCUCCUGUCCACUUUCCCUGUGGCUGGACUGCAUGGGUUAACCCACUUGAAAUUAGCCGGAAACGAGGGUCUGCAGGAGCUGCUGUCAAAAGAAAACUUCCCAAAGCUGAGGGUCAUGGAAAUGCCAUAUGCUUUCCAGUGCUGUGCUUUUGUGUCAUGUGAAAUACCUAAUAAGCUCUCCAACCCAUGGGACAGAGAUGAGAAUAGCAGCAGUGAGGAUUUCAAUAAAAAAGAAACAAAUCUUCUUCCUGGCCCAGAUUAUCCUGAGCUUGAUGACUUCCUCUUGGACUUUGAAGAGGACUUAAAGGUGCACCACUCCGUCCAGUGUUCACCCGCACCAGGUCCAUUCCGGCCUUGUGAUCAUCUCUUUGGAAGCUGGCUAAUUCGCACAGGUGUAUGGACAAUUGUGGUACUCUCUCUCUUGUGCAACAGUCUGGUGGCCAUAACCAUCUUCACAUCCCCCACCUACAUUUCACCUUCGAAGUUCCUCUUAGGACUUCUCGCUAUUGUGAAUGGCCUAAUGGGACUUUCCAGUGGUAUCCUGGCAGUGGUAGAUGCCUUAACAUUUGGAAGCUUUGCCAAGUAUGGAGCUUGGUGGGAAAGUGGAAUUGGUUGUAAGAUCACCGGGUUCUUGUCAGUCUUUUCUUCUGAAGCAUGCAUUUUCCUAUUGACAACAUCUGCGCUCGAAAGGGGACUCUCCAUUAAGUGUUCCAAAAGUUCAGAGACCAAAUACUCCAAGACCAACGUCAAACUUGUGUCAGCGUUCUGCUUCUUCCUGGCUUUGGCCAUCACGAUCCUACCAUUGCUUCACGUGGGAGAGUAUGGCAUCUCUGCACUCUGCUUGCCUUUGCCUUUCGGGGAGCCAUCCAGCCUUGGCUUCUUGGUGGCUCUAGUUUUGCUGAACUCCCUGUGUUAUUUUGUAAUGACCGUCACAUACACAAGAUUGUACUGUAACCUGGAGAAGGGAGAAUUGGACAACUUCUGGGACUGUUCCAUGAUCAAGCAUGUCGCCUGGCUACUCUUCGCAAAUUGCAUCUUGUAUUUCCCAGUGGCUUUUCUAUCAUUCUCCUCCUUGCUCAGUCUUUCUUUUAUCAGUCCAGAAGUAAUCAAGUCAAUCCUUCUGGUUAUUGUUCCUCUGCCUGCCUGCUUAAACCCAACACUUUAUAUACUUUUCAACCCACACUUUAAGGAAGAUCUUGGGCUUCUGCUAAAGCAGGCGGGUCUGUCAAGGAAAUGUAAGCAAGCCAGCAUGACCUCUCUAAACUCUGAAGAUGCGGAAAAGCAGUCAUGUGACUCCACACAAGCCCUGGUGACCUUUGUGAAUGCUGACAAGUUGAGCAACACCUCUGGAAGCAAGGCUGCCCUGUCCACCUACCAGAUUAUUGAGAGCUGUCACUCACAGGCGGUGGCUUUUAUUCCCUGCCGUUAGGACCGAACAGGGGUGGGGGGGGCGGAUUUCAAAAUGAUGACAGACAUUUCAGAUGAAAUCCCUCCGCAACGCUGGCUCAAGUCAGAGGUGUGGCAUCCCAGCCUAUUGUAAAUAGGAUCUGCUCGACACCCUGUUUUGGAAACUUCUUCAAAUUCUCCUCUCAGGAUUAACUAACAGUUGAAUCCAGUACCUACUUGUGCGUUGUUAGCUUGGUACAAAAAAGACUUUAUAAAAAUGGACUUUGUAACCUUUUCCAUCUCUUCCUUGAGGGUGUUUGUGAAAAUCAUGUUAAUGAUUUGAGGGAUCAUUUACCCAUAGGGCAUUAACGCUGUUGUUCUCUAGCAGCUUGGAUAUCUCAUUCAGUACUCUGUAGGCCCCGGGAUCCCACAGCUUCCUGUGAUAUGAAUCAUAAUUUGAACACUUUGACAUAUUUUGUGUUCAAGAAAGGCAGUAUGAAAAUUUUCAAAUUGAAAGGACUGCAGAUUUGGUAUGUUGAUGUUACACUCCCAGAGGCCGGUGCCAUGAACCAAACACUCAUUUUAUCAGUGAAAAGGGUAACAGCAGUAAUCUCGAUGAGGUUUUUUAUUUCCAAAGAUUUAGAACUUUCCAGGCCUGUUCAUCAUUUAUUCACAGCACAGAUAAUUUGUCAAAGGUGAAAGGAAAGAAGCGAACAAUGGUUUCUAUUUUUGAAAACUAUAAUAACAAAAGGGAUUUAUCUAUUUCUAAUUCCGGAAAGCAUGGACUGCCUUUAUUUAAUCUUGAAUAUAGCGCACACAGCUCUGUAUUGUUAUGUUUGAACUGUACGGAAUGCUGAGCCAAGUUGGACAGGAUUUUAUAUGAGAACAGCAGAGAUGAGCAAAUGUUUCCUUUGAGGGUUUGGCAGGAGGAAAGUCAGAGCCAUAGCUAAGGUCUGUUACACAGGGAUUUGUUAUAUCUUUCAAUCAAAACCAAACCGCAAGCCAGCACUGUAAGCAAAACAAAACUGAAACAAGACUCUGUUUGUUUAAGAUCUUUUCUUUUAAAUUGUUCGACUGCAAGUAUCUUGUGAUUCUUCUGUUCAAGUGAUCUUAAAUCAAGGUUGUCAUGAUGUCCCAGAUCAUAUGACAUAUGAUCAAGUGCCUAGCGACCACAAAGCAUCAUAGUGACGAGAAAAUGGUGUCUCAUGAACAAAUAACCACAGAAAUUGGCAAGGGCAGAAAGCCUGACGGGAUUGUAACCAGAAGGAUGGAAAUGUCUAGCAUCAAAACCCUCUUGAGAAGCAAAAGCACUAGUCCACUAGUGCACUAAAUCUAAACUUUUAAACACACAUGCUUUGUAUUGCAUCCGCAAACUCAGAUAAUGCAUAAGUGCAAUGGACUGACCUUUAUAGGCCUUGACCUUUGACAAAAUAUCUAGCAUGACCUCAAUUGUUACUCCUUAGCAACAUGCAUACUAGACAAAAAUAACAUUUAAUAACAUUGUGGAAAUGUUUAAGUGAAUCCUGGCACACGUAUACGCAGGCAUGGCAUGGGCACCCUUAGCCCCAAUGAAGGCACUCGGAGUCUCAGGGCAGGCAGCAGAAUCAGGCUUUAUUGUACAAUGCACAUACAGACUCACUACAGUCAUGGGCGUCUCUUACAUUUAUUACAAUUCUUAUCAUACAAGCCAUUUUUCAUCCUCAUCUGACUCCUUUCAUUUCACUGCUCUAAUCCUGCCUCGAUAUUUCUUAGCUGAGAGGUUGUCAAACAUCUCUCUGUUCAUCGUAUCUAUUUGACAAGGCCUAUCCUUACUCCCUACUAGCUCAGCAUUUGCCACCAAUAUUUAUAGUUGGAAAGUUCACACUCCCUCUCUGACAGAGCAGGCCCAUCCUUUCCAACUCUCUUGCACAUCUGACCUUUGGCUUAUGAAAUACUGGUGGUCUCUAGCUCAUACAGAAUAAUAAGAAAAUAUGUAGGCAUAAGCCCUUUUAAUCCUAACUCUUACAUCUUACUACUUAGUGAAAUGUAGUGUCUACUUUUCUCAUGUGCUUAUAAUACUUUUCUAAUACGUAGAGAUUUUAAGAAUACAUUUUUCUAUACACAUUCCUAAAGUGUGUAAGAAAUAUCAACAAAAAGCAAGUUUCUCCAUAAUGUAAAUGCACAGGUUCAAUUUUGUAAUAAAGUUGGCAUUGAGGGACUAUGAAAAGAAAGUAAAAAUAUUCUACCAAGAAGCACCAUUUAAUCCAUUUGUGUGCUAAUUAUCAGUGGGUCCUAUGGCUUGUUAUGGAGUAUUAGGUGUGAGGCAGGAACUAAGUGUAGGUGAAGUACCAGCUCACCCCAAGUCAUGUGUGCUACAUACACUAUACAACCAAAGUUAUGUGGACAUCCCUCCAAAUUUUUCAGUUCAAGUGUUUCAAUCAUAUCUAUAAUAUCAAGCACUCUCCAUUGACAAACACUGGCAGUAGAAUGGGUCAUACUGAAGAGCUCAGUGACUUUAAAUGUGGCACUGUCACAGGAUGCCACCUUUACCACACGUCAGUAUGUGAAAUUUCCGCUAGUCAACAGUAAGUGCUGUUAUUGUAAAGUGAAAGUAUGGAGGAACAACAACAGCUAGGCCACAAAGAGGUGGAACACGUAAUCUCAUAGAGCAGAUAAAAAUCGCACAUCCUGUAUUGUGUCACUCACAGCAGAGUUCCAGACUUCCUCUGGAAGCACAAGAACUGCAUCAGGAGCUUCAUGGAAUCACUUUCCAUGGCUGAGCAGCUGCACACAAGCCUAAGAUCACGCGGUGCAAUGACAAGCUUUGGCUAGAAUGGUGUAAAGCACACCAUCAUUGGAAUCUGGAGUAGUGUUCUCUGGAGAGAUGAAUCACACUUUGCUAUCUGGCAGUCUAAUGGAUGAAUCUGGCCAUCAGAACGGCGUAGUGCACACUGUAAGGUUUGGUGAAGGAGAGAUAAUGGUCUAGGGCUAUCAUUCAGGAUUUUAGCUAGGCCCCUUAGUUCCAGUCAAGGGUACUACAGCAAUCAAAUACAUUUGGGACUAUUGAUUGAUUGCAGAUUUGUGGACACAGUUUUGUUGAAGGUCAUUUACUGUUCAUUCAUGACUGUGUCAUGUGCACACAGCCAGGUCCAGAAAGACAUGGAGGAACUCUGUUGGCCUGCACAGAAUGAUGACCUCAACCCUAUUAAACACCAAUUGUGGACUCAAAUUCCCACAGACACACACUCCAAAAUCUUGUGGAAAGAAGAGUGGAGGCUGUUAUUGCUACAAAGCAGGGCCAACUCCAUAUUAAUGACCAUGGUUUUGGAAUGGGGUGUCCAACAAGCUCGUUUAGGUGUGAUGGUUAGGGAUCCACAACAUAUUAGCCAUAUUGUGUAUAUGAACAAUGCCUAAUAAUUGUACAUAUUCACAAUGAAUCAUUGAUGUUCAUACAGUAUAUGGCAAUAGAAAAUUACAUAGUCAUUCUCUACAUAGAAAUCUGGAGACAACUCCAGCCUAAGAAUUGUUGGCUUGUCUGUGACCAGUAUUUGACGGUGCUAUAAAAUAAGAUGUUUUUUCUGAAAGCGUUGCUUCUUGGUAAAAAAUGGUUGAACCAAGACUGUUGCCCUCUAAAUAAAAUGGAAAGUUGGAGUUAAGAAUGGGUGGCAAAGUGUAGAUCACAAGAUGUAAGUACAGAUAUGCUAUAUACUGUACCUAAAAGAUAUGUUGAUCUUGAUACCUAGAACGCUUAUAGACUGUACUAAUAAAUAUUGUGCCAGGAAUCAAAAUAAGCAGCAAUGGAAACAACUCGAUUUAAGGGGAGCCAAGCCUGUUUCAGUUGGUAUUCUCCAUUAUGCCUGCAAGCAUAGCCACCGAUUCAAAGAUGUUCACUUGCAUCACUUCCAGCCUUAAAGUUACCAAAAGACGUUUGUGGCAUGGAGGAGUCCGCGUUCUCAUAUUGUUCCUCUGUCGAUAUUAACCCUUAAGUAUGUGUGGCAUACUCUGGGUGGGAGUAUGUGAUAUUGCUAACAUGAUGGAAAAUGCUGAGACAGUUAGCCGAGAAAAUAUUAAUAGUGACUUCUAAAGAGCCGACAUCUUGUCAUGUUUGAACAUCUUUUUUUUUUUUUUAACAAAUCUAUGUUUUUAAAAUAGGCGUCUGACAUUCAUUUCUGUUAAUCAUAUUUAUUUAGCUAGUACUUUUCUUCCUUGUGCAGACUUGGGAAUUGCUUCAGUAUUUCUGCAGUGUUCGGACUGGCAGAUGAAGCAUCUUGUAAGAACUUGGUGAGGAAUGAAGCUGAAAUCUCACACAUUAGAAUUGGAAAACUGCUUUAUGGACUUAUAGGGUCCUUUUUUUAGUUCAGAGGUCCGUGAAUUUCUUCCUUGCAUGUGUUAAUCAACAUGCAACACUCUUCAGCACUUCCAUCAUUAGAACAGAGCAAUUGUGACCAGAAAAGGCCAUUCGGCCUAACCAGGUUCUCCAGUCCUGUCUGCCUAAUUUCUUCAAUAUCACAUUAAGAUUUAAAUGUAAUAAUAAUAAUUAAUACAUUUUAUUUAUAUAUCUCUAAAGUCCUUCUCUCUACCACCUUACUUGCAGGGCCGUCUUAACACAUGGGCAUGCUGGGCAGUUGCCCGGGGGCCCCAUGCUAAUCUAUGUAUGUUGUGACAUGCUGAGUGGCACCAUUGCACUGCUUUGCCCGGGGGCCUAUAAUGCUGUUAAGAUGGCCCUGUCUACUUGAUAACUUAUUCCGUGUAUCAAUGGUCCUCUAUGUGAAGAAAAGCUUUACCCUUAACAAGUUUCCAGCAGUAUCCCUGUGUUCUUGUUGCUUAGUGUACAUAAAGACCUUACCUCGAAAUGUCUCUCUUCUUACCUCAAAUCUUCUGUCUUCCUUACCUGAAAUAGCUUCCUUACCUCAGAGUUACAAUUCUAAGUAGAGCUGUCAUGUCAGAGCUUCAUGUGUGAUUCUCUAAUCGUCCUUGGUGAGCACAGCCUGUUUCCUGUGUAUAUUUUAACUGUGACCUCUUCUUCUCAUCUGAAGAGAGCAUGGAAAGCCAAUUAGAAAUGAUGACAAGCAACCAGAUGUAGUUAACACACCUCCAGGCACUUUAACGAAAAUACCAAACCCCAAAAUUCUACAACAUGACUGACUUGCUCGUGUUUACACAGUACGGUAGUUGUAAAGAGUGAAUUGUUAACCUUACGCUUUAGAGUCUAAUUCUUUACACCCCACAGUGCCUAGUUUGCGGUAUCAGGAUGGCUCAGGCCUAACCCAACAAUAUCAAGUGCUGAGAAGGAAUCGCCCCCGGGCAGGAUGCAAGUCCAUUGUAAAAGAUGAUCUGUUGACUGACUGAUUAACGAUAAAUACAAAAAUUCUAUUGGUAUUUGUUCAAACGUUAUUGCUGCGUAGAGUGACUUGUGAUGAUGCUGGCUUUUUGUUUUUUUACUUUUUUCAAUCUUAAAUUGUCAAAUUAGCGUAAAGCACUUUGCGAUCAUUUCUAUGAGACCACACUAUCAUGAAGUCCUGGUCUCAUCUAUGAGUAAUGCUGGCAGCAUUGCUUCUGCAGUCAUCCCUUCACAUUGCCGCCUGCUCUUUUAAUGAACGUCAUUUUCCUUUGUAUUGCUGCCAUUUUUUUAACAUAUUGUACAUCUCCAUGAAAUGUUGCAGUCUCUUUCUAUUCUUUAUGUUGAUUUUUAAUCUCAAAAUCCUCUGUUACGGUUCUAUGAAUCCCUUUGUGUCAUCAUUACUCACACAUGUUUCGCGAAUGGGUGAGCUUGGCAUAUCAUGAGACCUCCAGUAAGUUUAAUUCUUCAAAGCUGCCUUGUCUGAUUUCAGAUGUAUUUUAAAAUUCAUUUCAAAUGCUGUGUGGGUUCUCAAUUUGAAUGCAAAAAUAUUUUUGUAUGAACUAGAGAGCUGUAAAAAAAAUAGAUGUAUAAAUAUAGCUGUAUUUAUGAGAAGAUAUGUACAAAAAAAAGUCUGUAUUGCUAUUUUAAGUUGUCUCUAGUGGAAGUUAGCCAAGUUCUUGUCUCGGCCGCACUAUCCCUUGUAAAUAUGACAUGUAAAUUCCUCGUCCUUGUAAAUAUAUUGCUGAUUGGCUUUUCUGUUGGAGUGUUAAAUGUACUUCAUUUGUAAUAAACCGUUUUCCAAACA